AUGAAAGAAACAAGAUUGACCAUUCCUGUGUACGCAAAAAAGAUCAAUGGUGAGAUAGUUGUCGAAAGAGUUGUCGUGACGGAUCAAGUUUGCAACAUUAUGCGCGGCCUUCAAUCGGUCAGUAGUUUAGUCAAUGUGGCAGUGAGUUCAAUGCCUCCUGCUGCUUUUGCCUGGGCGGGCGUCUUCGUUAUCCUUCCUGUCAUCAUGAACGCAAUCACGCAAGAUGGUGAGGCUAUGGAUGGGUUAGAGUUUAUUUCAGAGCUUCUUGUCCGCUGCAAGGUCCGAGAGGAUGUCAUACGUAGAAGGUUUCGCGAACCUGUGCAGGGCCUUCAAUCUCAAAGCGAAUCGAAAAACCUUGGAGAACUUCAUAGCGCUAUAAAAGCUAGGACUGUCCAGUUGUAUUCUGAUAUCUUGCAAUAUCAGAUCCAGCUAGCCAUACAUUAUGACCGUGGAUUUGAGCGAAGAUAUCGCAAUUCUAUCGCAAACGGAUUUGACAAACUCGAAGAGUCGGCGGAACAGUCCUUGUCUUCGCUAAAGGAAAUUGAACAGGAUAUCGAGGGAAUAAGUCAAGACUCAUUACUGAAAGAGUUGCCCCGAGCAAUUUUCGCAGCCUUUGAUUCUUCUAAGGCACAAGGAGAAACCACAAGCCUGCAUCGAACAUGCCUUCAAGGCACUCGGAUUGAUACCCCCAAUUUAGUACAGCGGUGGAGCAACGCUCUACAUGACUAUAAGUGUAUAUUCUGGUUGAAAGGGAUGCCCGGUACCGGGAAGUUGAUGAUUGCUCGCACAGUCGCCGGCAAAUUGGCUUCAGAGGGCCGACUUGGCGCUAAUUUGACAAAUGCGGCUCAGCUCUUCACCACGCUUUCAUCCCAGCUGACGGAAGUAUUACCCGGCCUCCGGCCGCAUGUCUGUGCUGUAAUCGUGAAGAGGAGAGAUAUUGCCGGGAAAUCCCUAUCUGAGCAAUGCGAACAUCUUAUUUUCCAACCACUCGGUCUGUAUCCGCCUUUCGUGCUAGUGUUUGUCAUUGAUGCACUUGACGAGUGCGAAGACGAUGACGACCUAAGGGAGGUACUUCCACUUUUUAGCCAGUUGAGGGAUCUCAGGACCAUAAAACUACGGGUUUUUAUGACCAGUAGACCAGAAAAGCUACUCAGGUCCAGAUUCAGCCGGAUGCCUGAUGCGUAUCAUCGCGAUGAAGAUCUGCACAAAUUCAAGCCCUCAGACAUCCAAGAAGAUAAGGAUGAUAUCACCAAGCUUUUUGAGCACGAGCUUGCUCUUAUGAGGGAGGAAAUACUACUUCAAGACAACUGGCCGGGGAAGGAGCCUUGCCGAUUUCUCGCAGCGGCAGCUUCAGAAAGAUUGGCAGACCUACGACUAGAUACGAUUCUUAUCGAUGAUGUCGAUAAAACCUCUCCGCAACGGAAUAUUGAUAGUAUAUACACUCAGAUCCUAAAAUUUUCUGUCUCCAAUAAAAUUGAAAAAGAGAAAGCAGAAAUAUGCGGUCUGUUCCGACGAGUUCUCGGACCGGUCAUAUUGUUGUUUAGUCUUCUUUCUAUUGAUGCUCUAAGUGUACUUUUGUCGGUGCCGAAGGAGGAAAUUAAUGAUGUGCUGAGAGAUCUUCAUUCGCUUUUGUUGGUCCCCAACUCUGAAGAGGAGCCUAUUCAAACGCUGCAUCUUUCAUUUCCUGAAUUCUUGUCUGACCCUGAAAGAUGUCCGACGGAAUUCUUGAUUGAUCGCAACAUAACCCACGCCAAGCUCACAGAGAGGUGCUGCCUAGAGUUGAUGUCGAAUAUCUUGACAAAAGAUAUUCGUGAUUUAAAAUUACCGGGAACUCUUGCAAGGGAGGUCGAACAAUCGACAGUAGCAAAGCACAUCCCCAACCACGUUCAAUAUGCGUGCUGUUAUUGGAUCAAUCAUUUACUGGCGACCGACGUUACUGCCUUCAUGGACGAAACGAUAUACACAGUUUUCCAACAGACUGUCCUCGAUUCAGAUCGUUCACGAUGCGAAACGGUUUACGCUUUACUUUAUGCCUAUGCUCGAGCAGGCGCCGCUCCAACCUGGAUCAAGUCAAGGUGCGCCCCUGCGGCUGAUUGGAGCGCUUUAUUUUAUUCCAUUGCGUCGUCAUAUGGCGAGGGGCAGCUAGCUGUGUUUUCUAGGGAUGGCCGAUAUUUGGUUUCUACCGAUAUGGGCGGGAAUUUAAAUUUAUACCACUUUAAAACGGGGGUUCUACGAGAAAUCCUCGAAACCCCAUACCGUAUCCAUCUCGAAGAAGGUUUACGAGUUGUAGCAUCGGAGUUUUCACUGAAUAGCGAAUUGCUUGCAACUGCUUUGGACGAUAAGACUAUUCGACUGUGGGAUCCAAAGACCGGGGCUUUUCAGGCGACUUUGGCAGGAUGUUUGGAGAAUCCAAGACUAAUAUCUAUUUCCCUAAACGGCAAACAUCUAGCAUCUUCAAGUAGGGACAAAAUUCAGAUUUGGGACCUUUGCACUGGAAAUCUUAGUCGGACUUUCAACGGCCACUCGGAUCGUAAUAUUGUUAUACAAUUUUCUCCAGUUGACCAACUUCUUGCGUUAGGGUCGAUAGAUACGACCAUACUGCUCUGGGAUCCAGAAACAGACAAAUCGUUUGCACUUGAGGGCCACGAACAGGGGUUUCGGCGAUAA
Molecule: messenger RNA, 2667 nt
Organism: Blastomyces gilchristii SLH14081
Lineage: Eukaryota; Fungi; Ascomycota; Eurotiomycetes; Onygenales; Ajellomycetaceae
Exons: 12
Coding region: 1-2667 (888 amino acids)
Molecular function (GO): protein binding
Source: RefSeq, a predicted model, not a curated record